CACACAGCUAGUAAGUGUUAAGUGUCUGAGGCCGGAUUUGAACUCUGGUACUACUGAGUCUAGGGCUGGUGCUCUAUCCACUGUGCUACCUAGCUGCCCCCACCAAAGCCUCUUUCAAGGAGAGAACCUGGAACCAAAGAGAAUGUCCCUGGGGACCCAGAGACCCUCAUCCCAGGAGUUGGUGACCUUCAAGGAUGUGGCUGUGGAUUUCACCCAGGAGGAGUGGCGCCUCUUGGACCAUUCUCAGAGAGAGCUGUACAAGGAGGUCAUGCUGGAGAAUGUCCAGACCCUGCUCUCUGUGGGAUUUCCAGUUUCUAGAGAAGAUUUGCCUUCCCCUUUCCAGGAAGGGGAAGCACCAGGGAUGGUAGAAGAAAAAGGUACAAGGAGCUCCUGUCCAGGUGCAGAGACCAGGUUUGAAGUGAAGGAGAUGACUACAAAGGUGGACAUCGUUGUGGAAGAAUGUUUCUAUCAUAGAUUUCAGAGUAAAAACGGUGCCUAUGACUUCAGUUUGAGAGAAAACAGUAAGAGAAUGACUUCACGGAAUGAAUAUGUUCAGGACAGUCAAGAUAAUAAAUGGUUUCCUAAACAACUAAAGCCUUUUAAGGCUCAUGAGAAGUCUCUACAAAUGCAAAUGGAUCAAGGUAAUCAUCUGGAAAUGGCCUUGAAUUUAAAUUCUGAUCUCAUUAGACAUCAGAAAAGUGAUACUGGAGAAAUGCCUUAUGUAGCUGACAAACAUGGGAAGGCCUUCAGUCAGAGCUCUAAGCUCAUUACUCUUCAGAAAAUUCACAGUAGAAAGGAGCCUGUUGAAUACAAUGAAUGUAAAGCAACCUUCUCCCUUCACUCAUCUCUUCCUUGCCAUGCUGGAUUUGACCAUGGAAUGAAAAGAUAUGCAUGUCAUCAUUGUGGAAAGGCCUUUGCUUCAAACUCAGAUCUUAUUAGUCAUCAGAACAUUCACACUGGAAAAAAGUUUUAUGAAUGUAAUGAGUGUGGAAAGAUUUUCACACAGGUAUGGCAUCUUGUUGUGCAUCAGAGAAUCCACACUGGAGAGAAACCUUAUGAAUGUAAUCAGUGUGGAAAGGCUUUCACACUGAGCUGUCAUCUUGCUAACCAUCAGAGACUCCACACUGGAGAGAAACAUUAUGAAUGUAAUCAGUGUGGAAAGACUUUCACAAAGAGUUCCAAUCUUGCUAAGCAUGAGAGAAUCCACACUGGAGAGAAACCUUAUGAAUGCAAUCAGUGUGGACAUGCUUUCACACAGAGCUACAGUCUUGCUGCACAUCAAAGAAUACAUACUGGAGAGAAACCUUAUGAAUGUUAUCAGUGUGGAAAGACUUUCACAAGGAGGUCACUUCUUGCUCAGCAUCAGAGAAUUCACACUGGAGAGAAACCUUAUACAUGUAAUCAGUGUGGAAAGGCUUUCACAGUGAGCUCCAGUCUUGCUGCACAUCAGAGAAUCCACACUGGGGAGAAACCUUAUGAAUGUAAUCAAUGUGGACAGGCUUUCACACAGAGGUACCCUCUUGUUAGACAUCAGAGAAUCCACACUGGAGAGAAACCUUAUAAAUGUAAUCAGUGUGGAAAGGCUUUCACAGAGAGAUCCAGUCUUGCUGCACAUCAAGGAAUCCACACUGGAGAGAGACCUUAUGGAUGUUAUCAGUGUGGAAAGGCUUUCACACAGAGCUCUACUCUUGCUAAGCAUCAGAGAAUCCACACUGGAGAGAAACCUUAUGAGUGUAAUCAGUGUGGAAAGGCUUUUGCACAGAUUUCCGGUCUUUCUAACCAUCAGAAAGCCCACAUUGGAGAGAAACCUUAUGAAUGUAAUCAGUGUGGGAAGGCUUUCACAAUGAGGUCCACUCUUGUUGCACACCAGAGAAUCCACACUGGAGAGAAACCUUAUGAGUGUAAUCAGUGUGGAAAGGCUUUUGCACAGAUUUCCGGUCUUUCUAACCAUCAGAAAGCCCACAUUGGAGAAUAACCUUAUGAAUGUAAUCAGUGUGGAAAGGCUUUCACAGAGAGAUCCAGUCUUGCUGCACAUCAGGGAAUCCACACUGGAGAGAAAACUUAUGAAUGUAGUAAUCACUGUGGGAAGUCUUUCUCAGAGACGUCCACUCUUGCUAAGCAUAAGAGUAUCCAUGCAGGAGAGAAACCUUUUGAAUGUGAUCAGUGUGGAAAGACUUUCACAGAGAGUUCCUCCCAGUCUUCAUAAGCAUAGAGAAUACACACUGGAAAGAAACUUUUGAAUGCAAUCAGUGUGGAAAGAAGUUCAGAUGCAGCUCCAGUCUGUUUUUUUUUUUUUUUUAGUGAGGCAAUUGGGGUUAAGUGACUUGCCCAGGGCCACACAGCUAGUAAGAGUUAAGUGUCUGAGGCCAGAUUUGAACUCAGGUACCCCUGACUUCAAGGCCAGUGCUCUAUCCACUGCACCACCGAGCUGCCCUGCAGCUCCAGUCUUGCUGUGCACAUAAGGGAAUCCACACUGCAAAGAAAUCUUAGGAAUAUAAUUAAUGUGGUCAAACCUUCAGGCAAUAACCAUCUCUUACUUCCCAUCUGAGAAUUCCUAUUGUAUAGUGUAAGAAAAUCAUGGGCUUUGCUGUGAGGUUGAAGCCAUGAGCCUGGGUCAAACAGACUUAAAGUGGCAAGGGCAAGAAUCAAAAAGAAGUUAAGGGGACAAGAGUGCAUGUGAAAUAAAUUGUAUUCCUCAAUGAUCAUGCUUGGAGUUAGACUCAGAAUAACGUGAGUCCCAUAAUGUCAGAUGCUUUUCAUCCUUAAGUUAGUAUUACACAAAUGGAUUUUACUAUAAGAUGCUUAAUAACAAACAAAAGAAUUAGGAUAGGUGUAAGUGCCUUUAGAACUCCUUAAAACAGUGGGAACAUUUUUAAGGUGAUUAAAUAUCAAAAAUAGGUAAACUCAGAUUUCCCAUUUUAACAGAAUUUUUUUUAAUUUGACAUCCAGAUAGAAGAGAAAUUGCUUUUCCACCAUAGGUGAUACAAUAGUUCACCAAUUAUGUCAUAAGGAUUUUUAAAAACAUAGUCCUGGAUUCAAACAUUAUUUGGAUUUUUUAAAAAAUUUGAAACCAAACCAGUUAAUUACCAGUCAGGUGUUCUUAAUUUAGUUGUAUAUGCUUUUUACACAGAAACCUUAAAAUCACAUGCUUCCUGAA
Dromiciops gliroides (monito del monte) is the source of this 3157-nucleotide messenger RNA. Its product is annotated as zinc finger protein 883-like. The transcript is spliced from 4 exons. The record is from RefSeq and is a predicted model, not a curated record. Gene Ontology annotation, molecular function: DNA-binding transcription repressor activity, RNA polymerase II-specific. Bases 143 to 1975 code for a protein of 610 amino acids. Lineage: Eukaryota; Metazoa; Chordata; Mammalia; Microbiotheria; Microbiotheriidae. Gene Ontology annotation, biological process: negative regulation of transcription by RNA polymerase II.